Messenger RNA from Sander lucioperca (pikeperch), 764 nucleotides. Its product is annotated as protein FAM216A. The record is from RefSeq and is a predicted model, not a curated record. NCBI's taxonomy places the organism in Eukaryota, Metazoa, Chordata, Actinopteri, Perciformes, Percidae. Bases 249 to 764 code for a protein of 171 amino acids. The transcript is spliced from 4 exons.
UAGUGUCAGAUUUCAGGGCUCGCUUCAUUUCACAUGCAUAGGGUUCUGCUGGCUGCAACACACACUGAGCUGAUAAAGAUGUUUGCAACCUCUCUGACAUAUCAACAGGAAAUAUUGGGAUUGUAAGUAACAAUGAAAAAGCAAGUGACAUUUGUUGAGCAGCGGGAAAAAGAAAACCGGUUAAAAAAUGGAAGUGGUCACAUCUUAAUGAGGUAAAACCACAUUGUGAGUGUUAACAUAUUUAAUGGAUGGAUGUAAACAUUUCAAAUUCAUUCUUUUUAUCCUUUUUUUCUUUUUUUUUAAGGUCUGCAGAAUCUUACCAGAGAGGUACGGAUGGCUUUGAAUGUCUACCUAGUCAGCAAGUGAGGGAGAUGUACAGAGGAACACACGCAAAUGUGUCUGCAGGCGGCCAGCACAUGAAGACAAUACACAUUCCCAAAUCUAUGAUGUCUGCACCCUUCUUACAGCAUCCAGCCCUUACAGCUGGACAGAGACGCUACCUUUGCAGUAUAGCAAACGUUUACAGUACAGAACACAUGAGGCAGCAGAUGAAGCAGCACUAUCUCAAUGUGCUGCACACAUGUGUUCAAUCAGGUCAGAAUCCCACCUGCAGAAGGAGGUUUGGGUUUCAUCAACAGAGAGACAAUAGUACGUUCACGAAGGAUGCACAGAAGGAUGUGGCAAGAGCGAAGCCUCAAGGACAGAGGAAAAGCAGCAGCACAGCUAAUUCUGAUGUUAUACUUCCAAAAAUAGUCAACAGAUGA